Boleophthalmus pectinirostris (great blue-spotted mudskipper) is the source of this 3216-nucleotide messenger RNA. Its product is annotated as mitochondrial import inner membrane translocase subunit TIM44-like. The coding region runs from base 43 to 1383 and encodes 446 amino acids. Gene Ontology annotation, molecular function: protein-folding chaperone binding. Gene Ontology annotation, cellular component: mitochondrial inner membrane. NCBI's taxonomy places the organism in Eukaryota, Metazoa, Chordata, Actinopteri, Gobiiformes, Gobiidae. The transcript is spliced from 13 exons. The record is from RefSeq and is a predicted model, not a curated record. Gene Ontology annotation, biological process: protein import into mitochondrial matrix.
GCAGGGGAAACCACGUGCGUCUCUUCGCACUUCAAGAUCAAGAUGGCGGCCUCCGUGUGUCGGUGUUACGAGCUGGUCGGCAGACGAGCACUGACCCUUUGCUCACGGCCCCUGGUGUCCUUGGUUUGCCACAAAGAUGUCUAUAGGCUGCAAAGAAGCCCUGUCACAUCUGUGCAGGUGCGGUAUUCAUCUGGGCGCAAAGGUUUUCUUGGUGAGUUUGUGGAUAACCUACGGCAGGAGUUCAGCAAGAAUCAGGAGAUGAAAGAGAACAUUAAGAAGUUCAGAGAAGAGGCCAAAAGACUUGAGGAGUCAGAUGCCCUUCAACAAGCUCGCCGCAAAUAUAAAUCAAUAGAAGCUGAGACGGUGAAGACAUCAGAAGUGUUUAAGAAGACACUAGGUUCUCUGUCAGAAACUAUGAAGGAGGGUUUGGAGGAGGUGACUCGUACUGAUCUGGGAAAAAAGAUAAAGGAGGGAGUUGAGGGAGCAGCUCGCACAGCCAUUCACUCUGCAGAGUCUGUGUCUAAAGGAGGAGAGAAACUUGGCAAGUCUGGUGCAUUUAAGGCAAUCUCUCAGGGGGUAGAGGCGGUGAAGAAGGAGAUAGAUGUAGGUGAUGCUGGUCCUUACAGAGCUCCGCCCCAAUUGAGAAAGAGAACAGAGUUCUCCUCUAAAGACACAGACUUUGACUCAAAGGUUUAUGAAGCCAAUGAGGAGGCAAUGGGUGUUGUCCUACACAAGGACUCAAAAUGGUAUCAGCAAUGGAAGGACUUUAAGGACAACAAUGUAGUUUUUAACAGAUUUUUUGAAAUGAAGAUGAAAUAUGAUGAAAGUGACAAUAUGGUCAUCCGGGCAUCCAGAGCGGUAACAGACAGGGUGACAGGCUUUCUUGGUGGUCUUUUUUCAAAGACAGAAAUGUCGGAGGUGUUGACAGAGAUUGUGAAAGCUGAUCCCUCUUUUGACAAAGACACAUUCCUCAAACAGUGUGAGAAAGACAUUAUUCCAAACAUUCUCGAGGCUAUGAUCCGAGGAGAGCUGGACGUAUUAAAAGACUGGUGCUAUGAAGCUACUUACAGUCAAUUGGCCCAUCCAAUCCAGCAGGCCCGAGCAUUGGGUCUCUUGUUCCAGUCCAAAGUCUUGGACAUUGACAACAUAGAUCUGGCUAUGGGGAAAAUGAUGGACCAGGGCCCAGUGCUGAUUAUCACCUUCCAGGCUCAGGUCGUCAUGGUGAUCCGCAGCCCCAAAGGAGACAUUGUGGAGGGAGAUCCGGACAAGGUGAUGCGGAUGAUGUAUGUUUGGGCAUUGUGUCGGGACCAGGAGGAGCUCAACCCCAGUGCAGCCUGGAGACUUUUGGACAUUUCUGCCUCCAGUACGGAGCAGAUUCUUUAGGACAAGUGGGUGCUUCAAAAACAUUGACAAGCCAAUUGAAACAAGACAAGAAAUGUAAAUGUAACAACAUGCCUUGAAAGCCUACAUAGAACAUCAAACAGUUUUCCGCAUGUGGAUAGCCAUAGAUGUGCACUGAACAAAGUAACUGACCAAAUUGUCCCCAUACUUGACUGACAAUGAAAGUACGGUUAAUUCAAGUCUGUAAAUAUAUUGUAAGAAAAAAAAAAAAAGAUAAACAAGCAGCGGAGGAUUAUGAAGAAACACAGAUUAACUAUUAUAACAAUAGAGAGAUUAGGGGUGCAUUCACACUUCAUAAUCAUCUCAUAAAAAUGUGAUUACACUGGGUUCCAUAAUGUAACUUGCACUAGACCUGGACUAAACUAGGACAAAAAUGACACCGAUAAGGCAAGUGUGGGUGCAGCCCUAAUGUAAAUAUUACUGCUUAGCUAUGUAGCAAAAGAGUCACUAUGAGAAAAUAUAUUUGCCAUCAACUUUGUGAAACCUCUAAGUCAUAGGGGUAGCAUUAUAUAAUAUAUAUGCGUUAAAGUAAAUCUGAAUGAAAGUCCGCUGUUUAAUGGGACCAUUUUAUGUGUUCAAGGACUGCUUAGAAACAUGUAAAUUCAUGUUGUUGCUUUGUCAGUUAAAUUCUGUGACUAUAUGUGGAAUAUGAAUGCCUUGUGGUUAAGAUAUUAUUUAUAAGAAUUAACAUUCUUUUACUGUAUACUGUAUGUAAGUUAAAUUCCUUGCUAUAAAAUAAGGCCUUUAAAUACGGUAUGUACAUGUGUGCGAACAGUUUGCUGAAACUCUGGAAAUAAUGUAGAAUAUGUGUAUUAUUGUCCAUGUUUACUGCUUUUACUAUUCUGCAUAUUAUGUCUAAAGGAUCUCAAGGUUAAAUCCCACACAUCCCUGUCAGUAUUUGCCUCACUUUUUGUUCCCAUUAUUGGCAUAUAUAGCCUUGAGGCCGCUCAGAUGAAAAUGAAAAAUUGAUUUCCCAAAAAUAGAUUAAUUAGCAUUAACUUAUUAAAUAGAGUAGAUUAAGUUGAUAAAUUUCAUACUUGAUCAAUUUCAUACUAGAUGACAAAGUGUUGCAUCAACACAUUUAAUGCCUAAAGAUUGUACCAUCCAAAUAGAUAUCGAUCUUUGCUUUACAAAGAGAAUAAUGUUUCUUGUCUGCUACUAAAAUAUGGUAACUCAGAAUAUGAUUUGCUCUGUUCCUUCGACUCAGCAUCUUCUGUGUGGCUAUGUUGGUACUUACAGUUGAAAAUUAAGUGCUUUCUGUGUGUAGACCUUUUGUUUUCCUCAUUUCAAAUCUGGCACAUCUAGAUCGAUGCUGAUGGAUCAGAGCGUUCAGCUCCUUGAUAAAUCUAUCGAUCUCACUGUAUUGAGAUGAUAGAUCAGGCUUUAAAUAACACGUGCCUGCUCAUACUCAUACGACCCAGUAUGAAGGGGACCUCAUUCCACUCCUGUCUGCAGUGAUGAAUGACUGGGGUUGUCCCAAUACCAACUAAACCCACACUACAGUAACACAUACACCAAGUCUCUCCCCCCUUUAAUAAACCAUUUAUUUCUCUACUGAAUACAAUUGUGUAAAUAAUCACAGAAACAAAGACAAUAUAAGAAUACAUUAUUUAAGCUGACCCUCCUCUCUAAAAAUGCUCAGUCACAGAUUUCCUAGGUUUGUGUAAUGGCAUGGGAGGAAUUAAACCCACAACCCCCAGAGAGGCUGUAAUGCCACGAUUAAAUCCUGUAUUAAAACUGUUGGCUACAAUCUUAUUUCAAAUAAUACAUAAACACAUUUUUUAAAACAUGAAUAAAGAAUGAAAGUGACAGAAA